CUCAGAAGCCAUUUUGGACUCAGUUCAGUUUCUUGCAUGUGAAUAUCGGACCCUGUCCUCAGCCAUUCACCACUACACAGUAGAAAAGGUUAACGCGCACCGCGGCGCGAGAAAAUUGUUUCUUUGAAACAUCGCGUUUAUUUUACCUUGUCGAUUUUACAUCCUGGAUUCGACCGAUCCUUUCCCAAUGGAUUUGUUUAUAUUUAAAACUUGUUUUUAGCCCGUGCAAUUUUGUUGCAUUGGGGGGGCUGUACACACAAAAGCAACGCAAACUCUUGGUGCGGUGGACAUCGAAGGCCUUGGGACAUUUGGCUCGUUGUGUUGUGCUAUCAUCUUUUUAAAUGUUCGCAAAGGAAAAUAGGUUAAAAAGGAGAAAUUCUGGUGUGUUUCUUUUUAAUUAAAGGAAUAUGUUUGCUUCCUGGCUGACUUUUGCACUUCUGGGAACUUUUUGUGCAGGACCAAGCCAUGGAGAGGUGGACACACAGGAGUGCUUGUUCUAUAACAUCAACUAUGAGAUCGAGAAGACCAACCAGAGUGGGGUAGAGCGCUGCGAGGGUGAGAAGGACAAGCGGUCGCACUGCUACGCCUCAUGGCGAAACAACUCGGGUACCAUAGAGCUGGUGAAGAAGGGCUGCUGGCUGGAUGACUUCAACUGCUAUGACAGGCAAGAGUGUGUGGCGACAGAGGAGAAUCCUCAGGUGUUCUUCUGUUGCUGCGAGGGGAACUUCUGCAACGAGAGGUUCACUCACCUGCCUGAUGUCAACGGACCAAUGAUCAAGUCGCCUCCCCCCAUGCCCACACUACUCAAUGUGCUGGUCUACUCACUGCUGCCCAUCACCAUGCUCUCCAUGGCCCUGCUGCUGGCCUUCUGGAUGUACCGCCACCGCAAGCCGCCCUAUGGCCAUGUGGACAUCAAUGAGGAUCCUGGCCUAGUUCUCCCUCCCUCCCCCCUGGUGGGUCUCAAACCCCUGCAGUUGCUGGAGAUUAAGGCCAGGGGGCGCUUCGGCUGUGUGUGGAAGGCCCAGAUGAUGAACGAAUACGUGGCUGUCAAGGUCUUCCCCAUUCAGGAUAAACAGUCGUGGACGAACGAGCGAGACGUGUUCCUAACACCGGGGAUGAAGCACGUGAACCUGCUGCGCUACAUCGCCGCCGAGAAGCGCGGGACCAACCUGGAGAUGGAGCUGUGGCUCAUCUCUGAGUUCCACGAGAGGGGCUCCCUGACGGACUAUCUGAAAGGAAAUGCAAUCAGCUGGACUGAGCUGUGCCACAUCGCUGAGACCAUGGCCUGCGGGCUGGCCUACCUGCACGAAGACGUGCCUCGCUACAAAGGAGAGGGACCCAAACCGGCCAUUGCUCACAGGGACUUCAAGAGUAAGAACGUGAUGCUGCGGACGGACCUGACGGCCAUCAUCGGGGACUUUGGGCUGGCGGUGCGGUUCGAGCCGGGCAAGCCCCCAGGGGACACUCACGGCCAGGUGGGUACCAGACGCUACAUGGCGCCGGAGGUCCUGGAAGGUGCCAUCAACUUCCAGCGUGACGCCUUUCUCAGGAUAGACAUGUACGCCAUGGGCCUGGUGCUGUGGGAGCUGGUGUCGCGCUGCAAGGCGGCCGACGGCCCAGUGGAUGAGUACAUGCUGCCGUUUGAGGAGGAGAUCGGCCAGCACCCGUCCCUGGAGGACUUACAGGAGGUGGUGGUCCACAAAAAGAUGAGACCGGUCUUCAAGGACUGCUGGCUCAAACACGCUGGCCUGGAGUCGAUGUGUGAGACGAUAGAGGAGUGCUGGGACCAUGACGCGGAGGCGCGCCUCUCUGCUGGCUGCGUGGAGGAGCGGAUCUCGCAGAUCCGCCGGCUGACCAGCCCCCCUACCUCGGACUGCCUGGUCUCCAUGGUGACCUCUGUCACCAACGUGGACUUGCCACCCAAAGAGUCCAGUAUCUGAGUCUCAACCCGACCACCACCAACCCUCCCAACGCAGAGCGACAAGCAAGCAUACAAAACCACCGUCGUCGUCGUCUUCUUAAGCCUCAGCGGAUCUCAGAAAAAAAACAUGAAUGCAGCUGCUAUUUUAUCCUGACAUUUUUUUUCUAUUAAUUAUUAUUAUUUUUUAUUUCCGAUCGGAUCACUAUUACCAGCACACUUCUUCGAUACUGUUGUUUUUUUUUUAUCAAUAAAGGACAAAAAAAGCUAAAUGGACAUCUCAAAAGCGCAUUCAGGUGCCGACUUAUGAAUGCUGACAUGGUGCAGGUACCUCAGAUGUUUUCAGCUCUCAGUUUCUUUGGGUUUAGUUUAUUCCUCUUUUUCUGUCUUCUGGACAGGAUUGCCUGUGACAGAACCAACCAACUCACCCAGCAACCAAGCAACCAUCUACCACGUUGGACAAUACAACAAUGCUGCAAAAACCUUGUAGGAACAUUAAGACUGUUACACACAACUAACCUUCCUCAAGGGAUUUUAGUUUUCAGAAAACGUUUCCUUUCCGACAGCGUGUCCCAUACAAACCUUCGGAACUAACGGGUGUCUCUAGAACACAGGGAAAAGUGGAAAACAACUGGACUCAUUUCUUUUAGUUUUUUUCUGUGUUCAGACUGGUGACUAUGGAUGGGGUUGGCUACAGCAUUCUUAUGAGUGAAUGUUGAAAAGUUCAAAAGGAAAGUUCAAAAGGCUUACAUUCAGAGAUUGGACAUCACAUCAUCUGGAUAGUGCAUUUGGUAUGGAACUACUUCUCAGGUAACCAGUCUCAAGGGGCAGGCAGGAGAUGUUGAUUUGAGGUGAUAUCGCAACGUGUCCCAUAAAGUAGGGCGAGAGCCACAACCGCCGCCCUUGAGUGAUCGGAGGGGGCAAACUUUAGUGGGAGGGGCUUUUCUGACUUGGUUUAGAGCCUUUUUAUCUGAGAUCAAAAUGGAGUCUAAACACGGAACGUGCCCAAACAACUACAAAAAACACAAUCGGUGCAAGACCCUGGUGAAGAUAUGUAUGCAUUUUGGGUGUGUGUGUUUGCGUGUGACUACUUGUGCAGUGAGAGUGACUGAGUGUGUGUGUGUGUGUGUGUGUGUAGCGAAGAGGGAUGGAGAUUAAGACCAUAAAAAGUUUCAGCCGUAAACAUCUGAAAAUGAGUUAAAUGUAUUUUUGUUCCGUUUUUUUCUUCUCCUUUAUUUCAGUCAGUAUAUUGGACAUUGGGAGCUAAGGACCUAGACUCUUCUCCAGAGGCCCAUCCUAGGCCUCAGCAAAAGCCUAUAUCCUUCACUAGUGUUGAGCGGGAGGGAAUACAGUUGAAUCAUCACUGCCUGGUCCCUUUGUUAUUUACCUCUUUCACACAGGGACCAAACUUAGUUUGGACCGGGUAGGUCCUGCAUUGUAGAACCGUUUUCGACAGGGCACUGAGCGUAACAAGCGGUUUAAACUUAACUUCAUUACGAUUAGUUACACAUUCUCGUUCAUUAGAAGGAAAAAAAUAAGCUGAAAACGAACAUGGAACUCUUUUUGUCUUAAAAGUGGCACGCAAGAAACCACAUUUCCGUAUGCCAUAAUGUAACAGUGAAUGUCCACAAUGCUGCUGUUUCAACUCAAAGAUGAUAUAUGUCUGUUCCUUUUUUUCUGUGCAUUACACGUGCAACUCUCAGUAGUAAAGGAAACAUGCAUAAAACAGCAAAAGUCAUGUCUACCAACGUACAAGGCUUCCGAGGUGAACAAUAACAUCUAGUAGAGAGAAAACAUAAAACGAAACGCAAAAAAAACAAAAAAACAUUAAUGAACCACAGACCACCUCAAACCAGAAAUACCUCAGACUUUUCUAUGUGUAUGAGUUCUGUUAUAUAUUUUGUUAGUUGUGUUGACUUGUAUUAAGUAUAUUUUAAUGUGAGUUUUUCGGGCUUUUAUGAUUAGGGAGUUUUGGAAAAAUAGUGCUACCACAACAUGUUGUAUAAAUGAAAGAAAAUAGUGUAAAUAGCUGUAUACAGUUGUAGAAUUCUCCCAAUAUAUGACACCUAGGCAUUAUUCAUGAUUUGUGCUGGCUCCCCCCAACUCUUUUUUCCCUCUCCGUUACCUAAAGGGACAUUGAACCUUGUAUUUGGUUUUUCUCCCAAAAAACGAAUAUUCAACCACCACCACCGUGUCUCACCUGUAAUAUUUUUGCAUAUCCCAUGAUAUACCUUGGGUUUGUCAUUGCUUUUAAAAUGUAUUUUAAUGACUUAUCCCAUUCCUCUAUUUAAAAAAAAAAAAGAA
Messenger RNA from Salvelinus fontinalis (brook trout), 4222 nucleotides. RefSeq names its product activin receptor type-2B-like. The transcript is spliced from 11 exons. Gene Ontology annotation, biological process: protein phosphorylation; cellular response to growth factor stimulus; activin receptor signaling pathway. Gene Ontology annotation, cellular component: plasma membrane; activin receptor complex. The record is from RefSeq and is a predicted model, not a curated record. Bases 408 to 1940 code for a protein of 510 amino acids. NCBI's taxonomy places the organism in Eukaryota, Metazoa, Chordata, Actinopteri, Salmoniformes, Salmonidae. Gene Ontology annotation, molecular function: activin receptor activity; activin binding; ATP binding.